AUGAUGCGCGCAGUGUGGGAGGCGCUGGCGGCGCUGGCGGCGGUGGCGUGCCUGGUGGGCGCGGUGCGCGGCGGGCCCGGGCUCAGCAUGUUCUCCGGCCAGGCGGCGCAGCCCGACCCCUGCUCGGACGAGAACGGCCACCCGCGCCGCUGCAUCCCCGACUUCGUCAACGCGGCCUUCGGCAAGGACGUGCGCGUGUCCAGCACCUGCGGCCGGCCCCCGGCGCGCUACUGCGUGGUGAGCGAGCGCGGCGAGGAGCGGCUGCGCUCCUGCCACCUUUGCAACGCGUCCGACCCCAAGAAGGCGCACCCGCCCGCCUUCCUGACCGACCUCAACAACCCGCACAACCUGACGUGCUGGCAGUCCGAGAACUACCUGCAGUUCCCGCACAACGUCACGCUCACGCUGUCGCUCGGCAAGAAGUUCGAGGUGACCUACGUGAGCCUGCAGUUCUGCUCGCCGCGGCCCGAGUCCAUGGCCAUCUACAAGUCCAUGGACUACGGGCGCACUUGGGUGCCCUUCCAGUUCUACUCCACGCAGUGCCGCAAGAUGUACAACCGGCCGCACCGCGCGCCCAUCACCAAGCAGAACGAGCAGGAGGCCGUGUGCACCGACUCGCACACCGACAUGCGCCCGCUCUCCGGCGGCCUCAUCGCCUUCAGCACGCUGGACGGGCGGCCCUCGGCGCACGACUUCGACAACUCGCCGGUGCUCCAGGACUGGGUCACGGCCACCGACAUCCGCGUGGCCUUCAGCCGCCUGCACACGUUCGGCGACGAGAACGAGGACGACUCGGAGCUGGCGCGCGACUCGUACUUCUACGCCGUGUCCGACCUGCAGGUGGGCGGCCGCUGCAAGUGCAACGGCCACGCGGCCCGCUGCGUGCGCGACCGCGACGACAGCCUGGUGUGCGACUGCAGGCACAACACGGCCGGCCCGGAAUGCGACCGCUGCAAGCCGUUCCACUACGACCGGCCCUGGCAGCGCGCCACGGCCCGCGAGGCCAACGAGUGCGUGGCCUGUAACUGUAACCUGCACGCCCGGCGCUGCCGCUUCAACACCGAGCUGUACAAGCUGUCGGGGCGCAAGAGCGGGGGCGUCUGCCUCAACUGUCGCCACAACACCGCCGGCCGCCACUGCCACUACUGCAAGGAGGGCUACUACCGCGACAUGGGCAAGCCCGUCACCCACCGAAAGGCCUGCAAAGCCUGUGAUUGCCACCCCGUGGGUGCUGCUGGCAAGACCUGCAACCAGACCACCGGCCAGUGUCCCUGCAAGGAUGGCGUGACCGGCAUCACCUGCAACCGUUGUGCCAAAGGCUACCAGCAGAGCCGCUCCCCCAUCGCCCCCUGCAUAAAGAUCCCCGUGGCACCCCCGACCACCGCAGCCAGCAGCGUGGAGGAACCGGAAGACUGUGAUUCCUACUGCAAGGCCUCGAAAGGGAAGCUGAAGAUUAACAUGAAAAAAUACUGCAGGAAGGACUAUGGUGAGUGUGAGUCCCCUUGUCUAGCGGGGACAGCGGGGCCACGUGACCAGCCUGGAGUGGGGCUCGGUUGCACGUGGUCCAGGCUGCAUGCUGGUCGUGGAGUCCCUGUGACCGGCCAGGGGCCCGGCUGGUGGCAUCCCACGCCCAAGGGGCUUGUCACCUCUUCCACUUGGGUCCUCGGAGUACCUUCCCCAAAGCCCCUCGACAGUGCCCGCAGGAACGUCUGCCUUCCACCGGAAAAUAACAGACUUUGGGAUGGUUUAAAGGUAAAGGAGCUGGGCCCUGAGUCAUCUCUGAGCCCUGGUGACGACCACAAGGAGGGGCCCCGGAGCCUGUUGGCUCGAGGCCCGGACUGGCACUGUCCCCUCCUGUUCCCCAAAGAUCCUGGAGGGCUUCUGGUCCCCAAGACUGAUCCUGAUUCCCUUGGGGUCACCUAA
This is a messenger RNA of Panthera uncia (snow leopard), 1923 nucleotides long. RefSeq names its product netrin 1 (gene NTN1). The transcript is spliced from 7 exons. NCBI's taxonomy places the organism in Eukaryota, Metazoa, Chordata, Mammalia, Carnivora, Felidae. The record is from RefSeq and is a predicted model, not a curated record. Bases 1 to 1923 code for a protein of 640 amino acids.